Drosophila obscura is the source of this 1031-nucleotide messenger RNA. RefSeq lists its product as uncharacterized. NCBI's taxonomy places the organism in Eukaryota, Metazoa, Arthropoda, Insecta, Diptera, Drosophilidae. The transcript has 2 exons. Bases 20 to 781 code for a protein of 253 amino acids. The record is from RefSeq and is a predicted model, not a curated record.
CGAGCCGGAGAUCAAUGUGAUGCCCUGCGAGGAGCUUACGGAGUUCGUGGACGUGCAGUCGGUCAGCGAGGAGGAGGCCACUGUGGCAAUGGCCCUGCCACGACUGGAACCCUUCGCCCCGACGACAGCUCCCACGACGCCCAGCACUGAGGCUCUGUCUGCCCUUCUUACCGAGGGGUUCCUAGAGCCGAAAAGGAUCUCCCUGGGUCUGGCCUCCUCGGAUAUCAGUGCUCCUCCGGGUACCAUGGAUAGCCUGGCGCCUCCCAUGGUCGCCUAUGCCACCGCCAUGGCCCACAGUGGGUCCGGCUCAGGCUCAGUGAUGUCCUCGAAUCUGACCCCGAAUCUGCGGAGGGAACACCGUCGCCAGUCCUCGACAAAUGCAGCUGUCUCCUGGAACGAGACCGUGUCCAUCAAGCGAUCGCCCCUGAGCAAGGAAAUGGUAAAGUGGCCGAAGAACCCUCUCUGCCAGAAACCGACCAGAACUUCAUUUCUCCCACCCAAACAGUCGGCAGAGCGGGAGGAGGAGGUGACGAUGCGCCAGAAGUCGCUGCACCGUCGCCACCAGAGCAUGGGCAACGCCAGCUACUCCUUGGACGAGGCCGCCCAGUCCUCCCAGGGCAAGCGCCACUCCAGCAACCUGUCGGGGGCCAGGGACGAGGCUGCCCUGCGCUCCACCCAGCGGCCGCAUAGCUGGGGACCCGUGGGUACGGUCUACUAUAUGGAGUCGCUGAUGUGCGCCUUCUAUGAGCCCGCACUGCUGCAUGGACCAUGUAUUGGAUGAAUCUUUGAUCUAAUUGAAUCUAAUUAUCUUUGCUAGCAUUAGUAGAACUCUGUACAAAGAAACCCAUUCGAUCGAUGUGCGUGCUCAAGUUUUUGGCAAUAAAACCAUUGGGUGGGAGCCCCAAGAACCUGCCUCUCUCUGAGUCUGCCCUGUAAAUAGCACUUGUCAACUUAGAUGAAUUUUUUCCAAAUAAAAUACUUCUUCAUUGAUGAGUUCUGACGCAAUCAGAGUCCUGUGCGUCCAUCAAAAA